Messenger RNA from Eufriesea mexicana, 1461 nucleotides. RefSeq names its product pentatricopeptide repeat-containing protein 2, mitochondrial. The transcript is spliced from 5 exons. Gene Ontology annotation, cellular component: mitochondrion. Gene Ontology annotation, molecular function: RNA binding. Bases 80 to 1225 code for a protein of 381 amino acids. The record is from RefSeq and is a predicted model, not a curated record. Lineage: Eukaryota; Metazoa; Arthropoda; Insecta; Hymenoptera; Apidae. Gene Ontology annotation, biological process: multicellular organism development; mitochondrion organization; regulation of mRNA processing.
UCGCUGCAAAGGGAAGUACCACUUCGUUACUUGCGUUAUCAUAAAGUUGUAAUUUAUUAGAAAUAUAACAUUUAUUGCAAUGGCACUAAGUAUAAGGAGAUUUUGCAGACUAAAUGUCUCUUUGACAAACAAUUGUUUAAAACUUUUUAAACCUAAUUUUGUAAAUGUUGGGGUUCGAUUUAUGUAUGCAGAACAAGAUUUAGGUAUACCGAGUUACGAAAAUUUAAGAUUUACGUUUCGCAAUCAGUUUAUGCAGAUAGAGUCCACAUUUCGUGAGAAAAUGCAGGAAACUUGUGAUUCUGAAAACGGAAUUGUAUAUUCAGAAGAUUUGAAAGCAAUGUUACAUUUAGCAAAAGCUACUGAUCAAGAUAUGGAUUUGCUGGAUAAAAUGUUACGAAAGUAUGUUGCUAACCAACGAAUUACUGGUUUUGGAUCAUACAGAUUUGGACCAGCAUUCAUGAGAAUGUACUAUCAUUUGGAUCAACCUAAAUAUGCUUUGAAAGCAUUUAUGGAUCCUGAAUUUGAUGAUACUUAUAAUUAUCGUGUAGUUUAUCGUAUUUUAAUAUCUUUAUUGUAUAAACAUAAAAUGUUCGAUGAAAUAAAAUCUACAUUUGAGCAUGUAUUGAAUACAAAAGGUUCAACAUUCAUUGGAAGCAAUUUUAUUAUAAUAUAUGCUGUAUGUCUGAUAGAGAAUACACGAGAAUCUAUGCAGUAUGCAUUAAAAUAUUGGCAUUAUAAUACAAAUACAAUACAUGGACCAAGAAGUCGUGCUAUAAUGGCAGCUCUAGCAUUGAAACAAAAUUCACCUGAAAUGGCAUUAAAUAUAAUAAAUUCAGGACCAGUGGAACAAGUAAUAAGUAUCAGAUCUCUUAAAAUAAUGACAUAUGUACAAUUAGGAAGAUAUAUUCAAAUAAUUCCUAUAUUGAAACGAGUAUUAGAGAAUGAAAAUUCUUAUUACCAAGCCAUUUUUGCCGAUGCGAUAUAUAAUCUGGAAAAUAAAUUAGAUAUGGAGAAUGUACCAGAAGCUACUCACAUACAUACAUUAAUAGAUGAAAUUAAACGCAGGAAUCUUAUUCAAACAGGUAUUACAUUGGAAGAAUUUAUAUUAAAACCUUUAAUAAUGAAAAAUAAUAUACAAAAAAUGCGAGACGGAAAUCGAAGAUUUUCAAGACAGAAUUCCCAGAAUCUUAAUAAAGAAAUAGGUGGAUUAAAAAGUUAUGUGUAAUUAAUUAUUUUCUAAUUUUUUCAUUAUAAUAUAGCCGUUUAUAUUCAUAUUAAAUUUGUUAACAUUUAAUAUCUUUUACUAAUGGAUUUUGCAGUCCAGUUACAUCAUAGUUUAAUGUAGAAGCAAAUUAAGUUUUUAAGCAUGAAAACAUGAGAAGUAUUGUAAACAUAAUGAAUGUAUAAUUUGUGUGAAAAGAAGUAGUGGAAAAAGGAAAAUAUAUUGAAAAAAAUAAUAAA